UCAGGGACGAGGGCGGGGGCGGACUCACAGAGACGGUUUCCGGGUUUCCCUUCCUGGGCUGGGACAGCGGCAAGAGGCAGAAACUCCAGUUGAUUAACAAUAAUUCAAAGUUACGUUCAGCAGGCUCGUCAGCCAUCCAGUAAACCGCAGCGAUGUCUCAGUCUGGAGAGAAAGGGAAGUUCCCAGAUGCAGCAGGUUAUGUAGGGUUUGCCAACCUCCCAAACCAAGUGCACCGAAAAUCUGUGAAAAAAGGGUUUGAAUUUACCCUUAUGGUUGUUGGGGAGUCUGGCUUGGGCAAAUCGACACUUAUAAACAGCCUGUUUCUCACUGAUCUCUACCCUGAACGCUACAUCCCUGGUGCCGCAGAGAAGAUUGAGAGGACGGUGCAGAUUGAGGCAUCAACUGUGGAGAUCGAGGAGAGAGGAGUAAAGCUUCGCCUCACCGUGGUUGACACCCCUGGAUACGGCGAUGCCAUCAAUAGCCAGGACUGCUUCAAGACCAUCAUCCAGUACAUUGACAAUCAGUUUGAGCGAUACCUCCAUGAUGAGAGCGGGCUGAACCGAAGACACAUAGUGGACAACAGGGUGCACUGCUGCUUCUACUUCAUAUCUCCAUUUGGACAUGGUCUAAAGCCUCUGGAUGUGGAGUUCAUGAAGGCCAUCCACAGCAAAGUCAACAUAGUCCCAGUCAUUGCCAAGGCUGACACACUGACACUGAGGGAGAGGGAUCGCCUGAAGAGGAGGAUCCUGGAUGAGAUCGCAGAGCAUGGGAUCAGAAUUUAUCAGCUACCUGACGCCGACUCUGACGAGGAUGAGGAGUUCAAGGAGCAGACCAGAGUCCUGAAGGCGAGCAUUCCCUUUGCUGUGAUUGGUUCCAACCAGCUGAUUGAGGUGAAGGGGAAGAAGAUCCGUGGUCGUCUCUACCCCUGGGGAGUUGUUGAAGUGGAGAAUCCUGAGCACAAUGACUUCCUCAAACUACGCACCAUGCUUGUGACCCACAUGCAAGACCUCCAGGAGGUAACUCAGGAUCUGCAUUAUGAGAACUUCCGUUCAGAGAGGCUGAAGAGAGUGGGCAGGGAUGCGGAUGAGGAUGUGAUGGACAAGGACCAGAUCCUGCUACAGAAAGAGGCCGAGCUGAGACGCAUGCAGCAGAUGAUCGCUCAGAUGCAGGCACAGAUGAAGAUUAAAUCAGAUGAAUGAAAGCAUCAGAGCAAAAGGGAAACACGGUGAUACCAACCCCCUCAACACACACACACACACACACACACACACACACACACACACACACACACACACACACACACACACACACACACACACACACACACACAUAUAUUGUGACGUCAUGAGAGGCUUCACAGCUGUCAGCGGGGUGGCUCAAGUAGUGCAAGGAGACGAGGUUCAAAUAAUAACAAGGAAUUUAUUAAAGUUCUUGGAAGUCAAUGAAAACAUAAUAGAAUGCAGACAUCUUGUUGCUCUUUAAGGGCCAACACUUCAGGGAUGUCUCUUCGGCCUCUUGAAAUCAUAAUUCUCUCCCUCAGGAAAAUAAACAGUUUUUCUCAGCCUUAUGGUAGUCCAGGCUGCAGCUAGUGGCCAAGCCAGCAGUAAGUCACCACAGGUGAACACUUCCAACAGUGAGUCUCCUCCACAGACAAGUCUCUCCAACUCUUCAUACUCCUCAUGGCAACAGCAGCACAGCGCUCUCGUCCUCCUGGGAGCCCAGCUUGGAGACCAUGUCUCCCCACCACACACAGACCUCUCUAAGUGUGUGUCCAUCCCUUAAAAACCCUUCAGCUCAUCAGCUCCUGAUUUGUCACAGCUGUGUGGGAACAUUGGCCACAGAGGGGUGGACUUCCCGAUUAUACCAGCGGAUGGAGCCACAGCUGUCUGUGCUUGCAGACAUCUCAGGGGGAUGUAACGUCCGUCCAGGACACAGCCUCUCGUGACGUCACAAUAUAUAUACACACACACACGCACACGCACACAUACCUGGUCCUCCUCUGAAUCAAUCACUGCCUGCUGCCAUGCUGCAGGUCCACCAGGAGUCAAGGUAUCCAGGAUCAAAUCAUCUUUAUCUGCAUACCACUUCUUCUUCUUCCCUCCAAACAUCCAUCCAUCAGCUGUUCAGGAGCUUCUUGAACAUCUUGUCAAACUCCAGUUACAAUCCACAUAUAGGCCCGCUGAUUAUCUUAUUUUUUUGUAUAAGUUACAAGUUUGCCGAGUUGGACUGGGAAAAAAAAAAGUGAACACAACGUUUUGAUACUGGAUGACUAUCAUAGACAUAUCCAUUAUUUAGUCUUUGAUCUUAAUUAUGACUCCACAGAGCUUCCAGUGAUAAUGGUACUAAGAUGUUUUGCCAUCACACUAUCUUAUUUACAGAAAUAUAUGUAUGAAUUAUGCAUUUUGCUCAAGUCCAAGCUUCAGACGGCACCAUUUUCCAUUUAUAUUGCUAUCAGCUUCUGACCGGUUUUGAACAUAUUUUAAUUUAACGUGUUUUCUGUUAGCUUAUGAGCCCAUCACCUUUACCUCUGGAUGCUGGAAUCUUCACUGCGUUAGUCUAAUACUGCAAUAAAUAUUAUCACAGUUAAAUGCAAGUGUGAUUGUGAAUGAUGUAAACUGUCCAUGCAGAGAACGAAGAAUGCUUUGUACCUAAUUGUGCUAAACUAGAAACCUUAUUUUGUAGCCAACACUACAAACUUAAUUCUAGGCAUUUUAUUAGGCCUUUAAGCUGAAAAGCUACUAUGCAAGUAGUCAAACUAAUACUACUUUGUUAUAAAGAGACACAACCAGCCUUAGGAUCAUGUUAUAGUUGAAUGAAAGUGCCAUCUUGUUAAUAUUUUCUGUAUUUAUCAUCAGGAGCUGCAUGAUCUCAAUGUCAGUGCCAUAGUACAACUACAGACUGAAAACUAAUCGCACUAUUCAGUCCAGUCACUUAAUGUGUCCGUAUUUGUUUCAGUGAUGUCAUUUAAAGCUACAGUUGGCAACUUUGAUAAAAAAUAUUUUAAUAUUUGCUUACACAAAUCAGAUAAUCUGUGGAAAAAAAUCCACCUCCCUCUGCCUCCUCCUGGUGUUCCUAAUGGCAUUAGGAAAACAACCAAACUUUCUCAUGUUUCAGCUAAACUGCACACUAAAAUAUCUUUCUGAAAGAAUUUGAGGCAAGAAAUAGGCAAUGCACUAACAGAAUAUUGAUUCAUAUUUGAUGAGUUUGACAGUUUGACUGCAGUUCACGAGCAGUCAUUGACACUGCGUAGAGAUUCCUCUGCUCUGAUUGGUAGUUAAUCUUGGAAACUUAGAAAGGCAGAGGAACAUGAUUUUUUUCACAGAUUGUCUGCGUAUGUGCUACCGUUUUCAGCAAAUAUGACAAAAAGUUGUUUUAAAAAAAAGUUACCUACUGAACCUUUAAAACUGUCUUAACUACAUGUGCAGCCUUUUAUCAUUCUGUAUUUGGGUCAUUUAGGAAUAAUAUAUAUUUAACUGUUAUAAGCGUAAGUGACCUCCACCCUUCUGUUUAGCAGUGCUAUCUAACUGUGCUGUCAUUGAUGUGUUGUUGGCAAUAUUUUAGUUUUUCUAUAUUUUGCUCUUGUAUGCACAUCUGUCUUUUGAACUUAAGACACACGUUUUUAUUAUUUCUUAACCAUAUGACAGUAAAGACUUGUUUUAAGGCGUAAA
Molecule: messenger RNA, 3668 nt
Organism: Perca fluviatilis (European perch)
Lineage: Eukaryota; Metazoa; Chordata; Actinopteri; Perciformes; Percidae
Exons: 12
Coding region: 153-1199 (348 amino acids)
Biological process (GO): cytoskeleton-dependent cytokinesis; regulation of exocytosis; cell division
Cellular component (GO): septin complex; septin ring; synaptic vesicle
Molecular function (GO): GTPase activity; GTP binding; molecular adaptor activity
Source: RefSeq, a predicted model, not a curated record